CCGCGCAUCGCACGGUCGCAACCGAAACCUAGAAACCAACCAUGGCUUCUUUCACCAUGAGCAUUGGGCUCACGGCUCCCGCCGUGUCCUCUCGGGCGGCGUCCCGCGGUGCGUGUUCCCCCUUCGCGAAUCGAGACCAAUACCCUGAACCCUCACCUUUCGCCCGGCUGGUGGCUCCGAGAGGCGCCUACGUCACCCUCCCGUCUCGGCGACGUUCGGGGCGCCCGGACGAUGAAAACGCGCGCGUUCCGCCUCGAAUGAGCGCGGAACGCGACGUUUGCGUGACUGGAGAUGAUGCUGGGGCGUCUUCGCCCCGUUCGUCCCGAGUCCGUCGCGCGCGACCCGGCCGACCCCCGCGGGCCGAGGGGGUGAAAUUCCAACCUCUCGCUUUGCGGUGGAAAAGAAAACCCGCGAGCCCUCGCUCGCCCCGCGCGCCUCGCGCGUCUCGCCGACAUCAAGCGCUGACCGUCGAGAUGUUCCCCCGCCUUUCUAUCCGUUCCUCAGGCACCCGCGUCUCCAUGCGCGCCCCCGUCGUGGGUCGCAAAGUUGAGAAGACAGUCGUCGCGGCGGUGAAGGAUCGCGCCGCCCCCGCCAGGUACGAGGCUGUGAUCCUCAUGAAGCCCGGCGUCGAGGACUCCGUCCGCACGGCCGAGGUGGAGAAGCUCAAGGCCAUGUUCAUGGAGGGUGGCGCCACGGAGUUCGAGGUGACUGACAAGGGCCUGGUGAACAACGCGUACGAGAUCAAGGGCUUCGCGGAUUCCCACCAGUACAUGAUCCACACCCAGUGCCCCCGCGGCACCGCCAAGAAGGUCCAGAACUACCUCGACGAGCCCGUCAUCGGUCAAGAGGAGGUUGUGCUCCGAUACAUGUUCUUCAAGGAGAAGUAAAGAAGGAGAAGGCGAACGGAAGCGAGCGGCGGAGACGGCGGGACUGGGUGAUUACCCAAGAGCGCCGCGACAAAAGCCGCGAGCGGGGAGAGGAGGUUGCGCGCGCGUGAGACAUUAUACACAUAGCUUGUCAGGUGAUAUCGCCGUUUAAUGAAACAACGAAGACAUUUCGUGGG
Messenger RNA from Micromonas commoda, 1063 nucleotides. RefSeq lists its product with no specific name. The transcript has a single exon. The record is from RefSeq and is a predicted model, not a curated record. Gene Ontology annotation, biological process: translation. Bases 474 to 887 code for a protein of 137 amino acids. Gene Ontology annotation, molecular function: rRNA binding; structural constituent of ribosome. NCBI's taxonomy places the organism in Eukaryota, Viridiplantae, Chlorophyta, Mamiellophyceae, Mamiellales, Mamiellaceae. Gene Ontology annotation, cellular component: ribosome.